This is a messenger RNA of Equus quagga, 7657 nucleotides long. RefSeq names its product transient receptor potential cation channel subfamily M member 6 (gene TRPM6). NCBI's taxonomy places the organism in Eukaryota, Metazoa, Chordata, Mammalia, Perissodactyla, Equidae. The record is from RefSeq and is a predicted model, not a curated record. Gene Ontology annotation, molecular function: protein serine/threonine kinase activity; monoatomic cation channel activity; ATP binding. Gene Ontology annotation, biological process: protein phosphorylation; protein tetramerization; monoatomic cation transmembrane transport. The transcript has 39 exons. Gene Ontology annotation, cellular component: apical plasma membrane. The coding region runs from base 196 to 6294 and encodes 2032 amino acids.
GCCGGCGGCACAGGAGACCGGACGUGGCGUGAGGCGGCAGCGGGGAGGAGAGAAGGAGCAGUGCGGCGCGGCGCGGGGCACGUCUGUCCGCUGGGGCCCCACACGAGCCGGGCAGCGCAGUUCCCGGAGGCGGCGGGAGGAGUGCCCAGGCCGUUGUCCGCGCCCCCGCGCGUCCCGCGCUGGAGUCCCGCAGCGAUGAGAGUGCAGGUCAAGUCCCAGAAAUCCUGGAUUGAAGGAGUGUUUGACAAGAGAGAAUGUAACAAAAUCAUACCGAGCUCAAAAGACCCUCACAGAUGUACUGCAGGAUGCCAGGUCUGCCAGAAUUUAAUCAGGUGUUGCUGUGGGAAAUUGAUUGGAGACCAUGAUGGGAUAGAUUAUGCCUGGAACUUCUCAGCUGCCAGCAAUAAUGAAAAUGAAGAAUGGUCCGUUGAAAAGCACACAACAAAAAGCCCUACAGAUACUUUUGGCACUAUUAAUUUUCAAGAUGGAGAGCAUAUCCACCACUCCAAGUAUAUUAGAACUUCCUAUGAUACAAAGUUGGAUCAUCUGUUACAUUUAAUGUUGAAAGAAUGGAAGAUGGAACUACCAAAGCUGGUGAUCUCUGUUCAUGGGGGCAUCCAGAACUUCAAAAUGCCCUCCAAACUUAAAGAGAUCUUCAGCCAAGGUUUGGUCAAAGCUGCGGAGACAACGGGAGCGUGGAUAAUAACCGAAGGCAUUAAUACUGGAGUGUCCAAACAUGUUGGGGAUGCCCUGAAAGCCCAUUCUUCCCACUCCUUGAGAAAAAUCUGGACAGUUGGAAUCCCUCCUUGGGGAGUCAUUGAGAAUCAAAGAGAUCUCAUUGGAAAAGAUGUGGUGUGCCUGUACCAGACUCUGGGCAACCCCCUCAGCAAGCUCACCACACUCAACAGCAUGCACUCCCACUUCAUCCUGUCCGAUGACGGGACCGUGGGCAAGUAUGGAAAUGAGAUGAAGCUCAGGAGGAACCUGGAAAAGUACCUCUCUCUGCAGAAAAUACAUAGCUGCUCAAGACAAGGUGUGCCUGUGGUUGGGCUGGUGGUAGAAGGUGGCCCCAAUGUCAUCCUUGCGGUGUGGGAGACUGUGAAAGACAAAGAUCCUGUGGUGGUGUGUGAAGGCACAGGCAGAGCUGCUGACCUCCUGGCCUUCACCCACAAACACUUAGCAGAUGAAGGGACCCUACGUCCUCAGGUGAAGGAGGAGAUUAUCUGCAUGAUUCAGAACACUUUCAACUUUAGUCUUAAACAGUCCAAACACCUUUUCCAAAUUCUAAUGGAGUGUAUGGUGCACAGAGAUUCUAUUACCAUAUUUGAUCCUGAUUCUGAGGAGUCGCAAGACCUUGAUUUAGCAAUCCUAACAGCUCUGCUAAAGGGCACAAAUUUAUCAGCAUCAGAACAAUUAAAUCUGGCAAUGGCUUGGGACAGAGUGGACAUUGCCAAGAAACAUAUCCUAAUUUAUGGACAACAUUGGAAGCCUGGCUCCCUGGAACAAGCAAUGUUAGAUGCUUUAGUGAUGGAUCGGGUAGAUUUUGUGAAGCUCUUAAUAGAAUAUGGAGUGAACCUCCAUCGCUUUCUUACCAUCCCCCGACUGGAAGAGCUCUAUAAUACAAAACAAGGACCUACUAAUAUGCUCUUGCAUCAUCUUGUUCAAGAUGUAAAGCAGCAUGCCCUUCUCUCAGACUAUAAGAUAACACUGGUUGACAUUGGAUUGGUAAUAGAGUACCUCAUUGGUGGAGCGUACCGCAGCAGCUACACUAGGAAAAAUUUCAGAACCCUCUACAACAACCUCUACAGGAAACAUAAGAGAGUGACCAGCAUUGCUCAAAGCCUAUCCCAGCCCCCUCUUCACUGGAGACGCCCCUCAGGAAUCAGAAAUGAAACUGCAGAAAGCACACUACAUUCUCAGUUCAUUAGAACUGCCCAGCCUUACAAAUUCAAGGAAAAGUCUAUAGUCCUUCCUAAAUCAAGGAAGAAGUCAAAAGGACCAAAUAUAUUAGAUGACCCUGAAAUUGAAGGCUUUGUUUACCCUUACAAUGACCUGCUGGUUUGGGCUGUGCUAAUGAAAAGGCAGAAGAUGGCCAUGUUCUUCUGGCAGCACGGAGAGGAAGCCACGGUUAAGGCAGUGAUUGCUUGUAUUCUCUACCGAGCCAUGGCCCAUGAAGCUAAGGAGAGCAACAUGGUGGAUGAUGCCUCAGAAGAGUUGAAAAAUUACUCAAAACAGUUUGGCCAGCUUGCCCUGGAUGUGUUGGAGAAGGCCUUUAAGCAGAAUGAGAGAAUGGCCAUGAAACUAUUGACCUAUGAACUCAAGAACUGGAGCAAUUCAACCUGUUUGAAACUGGCCGUGUCUGGAGGAUUGCGGCCCUUUGUUUCGCAUACUUGUACCCAAAUGCUACUGACUGACAUGUGGGUGGGGUGCCUGAAAAUGAGGAAAAACUCUUGGUUAAAGAUCAUCGUAAGUAUUCUUUUACCACCCACAAUUUUGACAUUGGAAUUUAAAAGCAAAGCAGAGAUGUCACAUGUUCCCCAGUCCCAGGACUUCCAGUUUACGUGGUAUAAUGGUGACCAGAACCCCAGCAGUGCCAAAGAAAGUGCUGUUAUGAAAGAUUGUGAUUUAGAAAGGGGCCCUGAUGAGAAACUGGAUGAAAAUCAGCACUUUGAUUUAAAGAGUGGUCCCCAGAGCCUUCCAUGGACCAGGAAAAUCUAUGAGUUCUACAGUGCUCCAAUUGUCAAGUUUUGGUUUUAUACGAUGGCGUAUGUCGCGUUCCUCAUGCUGUUCACUUACACAGUGUUGGUGGAGAUGCAGCCCCAGCCCAGCGUGCAGGAGUGGCUUGUCAUCAUUUACAUCUUCACCAAUGCCGUUGAGAAAGUCAGGGAGGUCUGUAUUUCAGAACCUGGGAAGUUUACUCAAAAGGUGAAGGUAUGGAUUAGUGAGUACUGGAACCUAAUGGAGACUGUGGCUAUUGGCCUGUUUUCAGUUGGUUUUGGCCUUCGGUGGGGUAACCCUCCUUUCCACACGGCGGGAAGACUAAUCUACUGCAUAGACAUCAUAUUCUGGUUCUCACGGCUCUUGGACUUCUUUGCUGUGAAUCAACAUGCAGGUCCAUAUGUGACCAUGAUUGCAAAAAUGACAGCAAACAUGUUCUACAUUGUGAUCAUGAUGGCCAUAGUCCUGCUGAGCUUUGGAGUGGCACGCAAGGCCAUCCUUUCGCCACAGGAGCCCCCAUCUUGGAGCCUUGCUCGAGAUAUUGUGUUUGAGCCAUACUGGAUGAUAUAUGGAGAAGUCUACGCUUCAGAGAUAGACGUUUGUUCAAGUGACCCAUCUUGCCCUCCUGGAUCUUUUCUUACUCCGUUCCUCCAAGCUGUCUACCUCUUUGUGCAAUAUAUCAUCAUGGUGAACCUGUUGAUUGCUUUCUUCAAUAAUGUUUACCUAGAUAUGAAAUCCAUUUCAAAUAAACUGUGGAAAUACAAUCGCUAUCGCUACAUCAUGACCUACCACGAGAAGCCUUGGCUGCCCCCACCUUUCAUCCUGCUGAGUCACGUGGGUCUCCUCCUUCGCCGUCUUUGCUGUCAUCAAGCUCCAAAUGACCAAGAAGAGGGAGAUGUUGGAUUAAAACUCUACCUGAGUAAGGAGGAUCUAAAAAAACUUUACGAUUUUGAAGAACAGUGUGUGGAAAAAUACUUCCAUGAGAAGAUGGAAGGCCUGAAUUGUAGUUGUGAAGAACAAAUCCGAGUGACAUCAGAGAGGGUUACAGAGAUGUACUUCCAACUGAAAGAAAUGAAUGAAAAGGUGUCUUUUAUAAAGGACUCCUUACUAUCUUUGGACAGCCAGGUGGGACACCUGCAGGACCUCUCUGCCCUGACAGUGGACACCCUAAAAGUCCUUUCUGCUGUUGACACCUUACAAGAGGAUGAGGCUCUCCUGACCAACAGAAAGCAUUCUACUUGCAGAAAACUUUCCCACAGCUGGAACAAUGUCAUCUGUGCAGACGUUCUAGGCAACAUGGAGAUGUGUGGGGAGAAGAAAUGCCAGUAUUAUAGCAUGCCCACUUCUUUGCUGCAGAGCCGGGCCAGAGGCUGGCAUUCCCCAAGAGUGCGGAGCAGGCCCCUUCUUGAGAGUAUAGACAGGCAGAGAGAGACUUCAAACGUAAGAGAUGACCAGGAGGAGCAAGAAACAGAAAAUAAAAUAGUUGCUUCUGGGGUUAACAGGCAACGACGUCGAAAGUAUGGCCAGUUUCUCCUGGUCCCUUCUUAUCUAAAGCAAGUUCCUUUUUCAGCAGAAACUGACUUGCCCCUGUCCAGACAAUCUGGGAAAGCAGGUACAGAUGCACUGGCAACUGAACAGGUUACCCAGAGUGAGGUCCCUGUUCAUCUGACUUGGCAGACCCCAGUUGUCUCAGCCCAGGACUCGGUGGCUGAACCCAAGGAGCCAUACGAGCCAGUUGCUCAGAUACCAGCCAGACAAGACAGGGGAGAACAAGUUAUACCCACUUUGGUUUGCACACCUGCACCCAUGAAAGUGACCUCCCUCCCUUCUCAAGCUGAGAGCAUGCGAACUGGAGGUGGAUAUGUGAACCUGGCAUUUUCGGAAGGUGAUGAAACUGGUGUGCUUAGCAUUGAGAAAAAAUGGCAAACCUGCUUGGCCUCCACUUCUAACAGUGACUGCAAUCAGAGGGGACAAGGCCAGAGGCAGGUCCGGGGCAGAUCCCUGUCUGAUGACUCAACAAGAUCGGCCCAGAGUAGUGAUUGCUCAGAGGUGGGACCAUGGCUUCAGCCAGACACGUCCUUUUGGAUCAAUCCUCUCCACAGAGACAGGCCCUUCAAUAGGAGUCAUAGUCUGAGAUCCCACAAGGAGGAGAAAUUGAAGCUCUAUAAGAUUAAAAAGCUUUCAAGAUCCUCAGAGAUAGGGCAGUCGGCAUGGAUCAAAGCAAAAAUGCUAACCAAGGAUAGGAGAUUGUCGAAGAAAAAGAAGAAAACAAAAGGACUACAGGUGCCAGUCAUCACAGUCAAUACCUGCUCUCCAAGUGACCAACUGAAUUCAGAGCCAGGAGAAAAUAACAUCUCAGAAGAAGAGGAGAGGAGCAAGAACUGGCUCACAGUGUCCAAAUUUAGUCAGACAAGUCUAAAGCCUUACAUAUAUCAGAAAAUGAAAACUAAAGAAAUUGAACGGCAUGCUAUACUAGUCAGUGAUUAUCUAAAGCAAUCUGAAGAGGAUCUGAGCAAAAACUCUUUGUGGAAUUCCAGGCGCACCAACCUCGAUAGGAACUCCCUGUUGAGAAGUUCCAAUGGAGCUGACAAAAUCUCAGCCUCCUUAAAAAGCCCUGAAGAGCCUCACCAUCAUUAUUCAGCCAUUGAAAGGAACAAUUUAAUGAGGCUUUCUCAGACCAUACCAUUUACACCAAUCCAAAUGUUUGCAGGAGAAGAAGUAACUGUCUACAGGCUGGAGGAGAGUUCCCCUUUGAAUCUCGAUAAAAGCAUGUCUUCUUGGUCCCAGCAAGGGAGAGCUGCAAUGAUCCAAGUGUUGUCCAGAGAGGAGAUGGGUGGUGGCCUCCGCAGAGCCAUGAGAGUCAUAAGUACCUGGUCUGAGGAUGAUGUUCUCAAGCCAGGGCAGGUUUUCAUUGUGAAGUCCUUUCUUCCUGAGGUUGUGCAGACUUGGCACAACAUCUUCCAGGAGAGUACUGUGCUUCAUCUUUGCCUCAGGGAAAUUCAACAACAAAGAGCUGCUCAAAAACUGAUCUAUACCUUCAACCAAGUGAAACCACAAACCAUUCCCUACGCACCAAGGUUCCUGGAAGUUUUCUUAAUCUACUGCCAUUCAGCCAACCAAUGGUUGACCAUUGAGAAGUAUAUGACAGGGGAGUUCCGGAAGUAUAACAACAACAACGGGGAUGAAAUUGCCCCCAGCAACACCUUGGAGGAACUGAUGUUGGCUUUCUCUCACUGGACCUAUGAGUAUACUCGGGGAGAGCUCCUCGUUUUAGAUUUGCAAGGUGUUGGAGAAAAUUUGACAGAUCCAUCUGUUAUAAAACCUGAAGACAAACAAUCAAGAGGAAUGGUGUUUGGACCAGCCAAUUUAGGGGAAGAUGCAAUUAGAAACUUCAUUGCAAAACAUCGUUGCAACUCUUGCUGCCGGAAGCUCAAACUGCCGGAUUUAACAAGGAAUGACUAUUCCCCCGGAAGGAUAAAUUCCACCUUUGGACUUGAAAUCAAAGUAGAACCAGCUGAGGGGCCUCCAGCAAGGAAAAAGGAUAGUAAUUCUUCAGAAGACCUCACACGAUUGUAAAAAGAGUGAAGAUGAACCCUUGCCCUCCCUUCCAUGAACUCUAUGGUAACAUAGAUUUAUUGAUGUAACAUUGAUUAUGUCAGAGCUCUGUCAGGGUGGCCUUGCCCCAUGGGCCUCCUUGGGACACGCCUUCUGAGCCGCGUGUGUCCCCCUGCCGGAAAACCUCGUUGGUAUAUGAUGAAAGGGUUCUCCUAGAUAUUCGCCUGUGUGGAGGGUGCUUUGCAUGUGUUUGUCAUCCUCAAGUCCCCCAGGGAGACACUCGGACAAGUCAGCUGGGAAUACUGCUCCUUCAUACCUCAUUGCUUUAGUUGGUCACUUAGAGCAGACCAAACCCUUGGAGCAGAACGCCGGGCACUAAAGAACCAGGGAGAUGAUUUAAUUUAUUUUCUCACUAUGUGUGCGGACUCUAACAUCCACUGGUAUUCAUCACCUCACCCACAUAUUAUAUUUAUGUAUAUAUGUACAUAAAAAGGUUAUUUGACUUCCUCCUCUGUCCUUUCCCACAGCAUAGGGCUUUGAAUAGCAAUAAUAAGGAAAACAAUGUGAUGAGGGUGUAUUUGCACAGAUUGGAGCACACUCCUGCACAAACGAACCAGUAAAAAGUUGGUAUCCUGGAGAAAUCUAGAUAGGUUUAAGGUAUUGUCAGUGAAUCAUAUGAUGCCUGGGUAUUUCAGGUUUUUCAGAAAGAAAGGAAAGGGGUGGUCUAAAACAAUAGCCCUUAUAUCUUUUUCUUUUUGAGGGGAACAAGGAUAUGCAAUAGAAAUUGUUAAGAAAUAUUUUCCCUUCCUGUAAACUCAGGGGUACUGUCAAUUAGAGAGUUGACUAAGCCAACCUCUAAAACAUUUCUCCCUUUUCCAAAGCUGUGUGUAUAAUAUUACAGACCAAGUUACUCUAUGUCAGGUCCUAUGGGGAAAGAUGGGGUUUCUGACCGAAAACGUGCUUUAAAGGUGUUUGCUUUGUUCCAGUGCAGAGUUCUGGAGGCUUAAAGAGCAUCGUAGGGUGUACCUGAGAACAUGUAAUCAGUUUCAGAGGCCUGAAGGAAGGACCCCCAGAAGCUACACUGAGCAGCACAUUUUGGGGGUCAGUCACUCCUCUUUUAUAGUCAUUGGAGUUGCCCUACCUCAAACAAGCACCAGCUUUUCUCACAGGGAAGAGAUGGAGGGCUAGGAAUCCUCUCCCUUCUCCCCCUGCAUCUCCUUUCCUUCUUAUAAAGGGUUCCAAUCUACCAGCAAUAAAAUUCCUGGGUUUGAAGACAUUCCAACUUAUCUUUCUCCCUUACAUUAGCUGGCUUGCUGGGGUUUUUUUCCCCCCUGAGGAAGAUUUGCCCUGACCUAACAUCUGCUGCCAAUCUUCCUCGGUUUGC